Molecule: messenger RNA, 1143 nt
Organism: Cyclocybe aegerita
Lineage: Eukaryota; Fungi; Basidiomycota; Agaricomycetes; Agaricales; Hemipholiotaceae
Source: the annotation of a GenBank genome assembly
AUGGCUGCCACUGUUGCAGCACCUACGCGCUGGGUGGUCAUCGACGACUCAGAUAGCCGCAUUGAGUACGACGGCGUUUGGUCUGUGAUUGAUGGAACGCCAUUGGAUAGCACUGGCGAUGCCGGAAGUACUUACCGCGCGAGUGAGCAUUCCACGACCGCGGUGAAUGCGAGCUUCUCGUUCAAAUUCAAUGGCACCAACGUAUUCUUCCAGGGCACCGCGCCUCCUCUCCAUCUAGACGUGGACGGAGUUAUACCAUGGGAUUGUGUCCUCGAUGGUCGCUCUCAGGUUGGCCGCAAGAUAAACGCUGGCCUCACGUCGGAGAAUAAUUUCAUCUAUUGCAAAUACGACAACCUCUUGCCUGGGGAGCACACAGUAGGCGCGAGGAUUACCGCCGAAGGACCCAGCUUCUACCUCGAUCGCCUUGUAUACGGAGACGUUAACUCGCCUCCUUCCAGUGCAAACGCGAUCAUUCAGGUCGAUUACAACGACCCGGAAGUGAUAUACAGCAAUUCGCCGUGGAUGUCGUAUGCAGGAUAUGGGUCUAAGAAUAGCGACGAGGCUGAAGCUACCAUCUCAUUCGAUUUCACAGGAAACUCGAUCGCAUGGUACACCGUGGUACCAAACAGCAUGCUCAACGCAUCCUCGGCAAGCUAUCAGAUCGACGACGAAGCGCCAGUCCUAUUCGCCAUUCCUGGUACCUUCGCGACACCUCAGCUCUACCAAAAAUACUUCGAGACACCCAUGCGAGAGUCGAAGACCCACACCCUGUCCGUCAAGUACCUCGGACCAACCGGCGCCAUGCCGCUCUCGCUCUCCUACAUGGAAGUCACGAAUAUCCCUGCAACAACACCAUCCUCUUCGUCGCCAACUUUUAGUUUUGAGGGCGUUGAGAACAAGAUACCAAUCGCACCCCUCGUAGUUGGGAUCGUUGGAGGGAUCGGAUUGCUCCUUCUGGCGGCGUUCCUUGUGUGGUUCUGGCGUCGCCGCCGCAGGAGACCAGUUUCGCGGGCUGUACCUCCCGUCGUCCACAUGAUCAAGCUACGCCCAAGAGCUCCUUCAGUUUCUUCGUUCGAAAAUGAGAAGAAGAGGCAUUCGGGAAAUUUGAAAGUAAUACCGGAUGAAGCAUGGGAAGCACGUUGA